GGCAUGUAGAGACGUAACUUUUGACAGAUUGCAGCGAGAAGGCUCUCGUAUGGACAAAUGGCUUCAGGAUAGAAAGCUCUGGCUUUUUGGCAGCACGCUACCCUUGCUGCCAAGAAGGUCACGUGCGCCAAGCAAGACUAUGGAGAGGUACGAAAGGUUGGCACGUCUCGGAGAGGGUAGUUAUGGAGUUGUCUUCCAAUGCAGAGAUCGACAAACUGGCAGAUUGGUUGCUGUAAAGAAGUUCCAACAAACGGAAGAUGAUCCUCUCAUACGAAAGAUUGCCCUCAGAGAGAUACGACUUCUCAAGAACCUCAAACAUCCAAAUUUGGUCAAUCUACUGGAGGUGUUCAGGCGGAAAAGGAAGCUACAUCUAGUCUUUGAAUAUUGCGAACACACGUUGCUCAAUGAGAUGGAGAAGUAUCCAAAGGGAUGUCCAGAACUAACAAUAAGACAACUUACAUGGCAGAUCCUCCAAGGGGUAUCCUACUGUCAUCGACUUGGAUGCGUUCACAGGGAUGUGAAACCAGAGAACAUUCUUAUCACCGCUGAUGGUGUAGUGAAACUCUGCGACUUUGGGUUUGCCAGAAUGCUCAGUCCAGGUGAAAAUUAUACGGAGUAUGUUGCAACAAGAUGGUAUAGGGCUCCGGAAUUACUGGUUGGAGAUACCCAGUACGGAACACCGGUUGACGUUUGGGCAAUCGGUUGCGUCUUUGCUGAGUUGAUACGUGGUGAAGCUCUCUGGCCUGGAAAAUCUGAUGUCGAUCAGUUAUAUCUUAUAAGAAGAACAUUAGGGGAUCUUUUACCUAGACAUAUGGCUAUCUUCCAACAAAAUGAAUUCUUUGCGGGUGUAACGCUGCCCACCCCACAAACGCUCACCCCUCUCGAAACUGCGCUGCCUAAUAGAACUAACACUCCUCUACAACUUAUAUUUUUCACACAGCUUGAUUUUCUACAAAAAUGCUUGGACAAAGAUCCUCAAGAACGGUGGACGUGUGAUCAACUCUUGCAACAUGAUUACUUUGAGAACUUUCAUUUCAAAAUGCCAGAGGUGGAAUACGAGGAAUUUGAAAAACUCAGAAAAUAUCGUGAUAGAUCUAGGCCCUUUUUAUACUUUAGAAUCAAAACAUCAGUCAAAUGGUAUUGCCACAACUUCAUAAGCCUGGUGGAAACUUUCAAAGUCAUAAUUCAAACGAACAUCAACCUAAAAGUUCAACGCUACAACAGCAAGAUUUUGACCAUCUACCGACCAUACGAGGCUGCAACUAAUCCUCUUUAUUAUUGUAAUAUAUAUUUCUUUACAGCUUUUUAAACUUACAAUGAUUUAUAAUUGUUUUUCUUACACAUAUUUGUGUGCAUGUAUACAAUCAAUGCUUUUAUAGGCUUGCACAUUUCUUUCAUAUUAUUAGAAAUUAA
Molecule: messenger RNA, 1413 nt
Organism: Orussus abietinus
Lineage: Eukaryota; Metazoa; Arthropoda; Insecta; Hymenoptera; Orussidae
Product: cyclin-dependent kinase-like 4
Exons: 6
Coding region: 50-1309 (419 amino acids)
Biological process (GO): protein phosphorylation
Cellular component (GO): nucleus
Molecular function (GO): ATP binding; cyclin-dependent protein serine/threonine kinase activity
Source: RefSeq, a predicted model, not a curated record